GCGUGUCUGUGCCCGUACCGCAGCCUGUGCGUGUGUAUGUGUGGGCGCGGGCACAGCGCACGUCUGUGGCAGGAUGUGGAGAUACAGAAACGUUACCGUACACGGCCGGAGCGAGUCGCCAUGCUGGAGCUGCAGAGCAGCUGUGUAGGUCACUUGCUGAGACGUGGCGAACGAGCGAACGAACGAACGAACGAACGAGCGAGCGGGCGGGCGGGCAGCGGUAGGACCAUGGCAGUCGAAAGUUUAUGAGGACAGUGUGUUUAUUCGUAGGUAGAAAAAGCGCUCCAUAUAAGUCAAGGUCAGGCGGGGAGGCUGCGCAGUUUCCCCCCUCAACACAAAGUGAUUCAAUCAUCCGCAAUCUCAGGAAGUCCAGGAACUUUGCAGCCGGAACGAGUGGAAGUAUUUUUGCUAGUCUGUCUACCAAGGUGGUGUUCAGUUCAUGUGACCUGCUUUGUGUGCUCUUUUAGGCUGCUCUCUCUUUCCUUCUUGGGGAACUUUAAUCGAACUCUUAGGAAAUGAGUGCGUCCAAAAAUGGAGUGGAGCCCAAACCGGGUACAGCGCCCAAAACGAACGGACUGGACUCGGUUCCUAAACCAGCAACCCCUAAACCGGACCCACUCUCAGAGCUGGAAACGGACAGCGAGUCUCAGUCCUCGGUAGAAGACGCCAAGCACACGGGGAUUAAAUUCGUCAAGACGUUCCUGUUGGUGUUUCCUAUUUAUGUGCUGGGCUAUCUCGAGUUCAGCUUCAGCUGGAUCCUCAUCGGCCUCGCCGUGCUGUUCUGGCUCAAACGGAACCAAAGUACGAGGUUUCCGAGAGUGAACAGAGCUCUGGCCUUCUUCGAGCACGAAGAGAGAUUCGUGCGACAGAGUUUGCCAACUUCAGAGCUGCCACCGUGGGUCCACUUUCCAGAUGUGGAGAGAGUGGAAUGGCUCAAUAAGACAGUGCAGCAGAUGUGGCCGUAUAUUUGCCAAUUUGUGGAUAAACUCUUCCGCGAGACCAUCGAGCCAGCCGUCAAAGGAGCGAACUCGCACCUCAGCUCCUUCUGCUUCUCCAAGAUCGACAUGGGGGACAAGCCUUUGCGAGUAAACGGAGUGAAGGUGUACACAGAGAAUGUAGACAAACGACAGAUUAUAAUGGAUCUACAAAUAAGCUUUAUUGGAAACACAGAGAUCAACGUGGAAAUUAAGAAAUACUACUGCAAAGCUGGCAUCAAGAGCAUACAGCUACAUGGAGUGCUGAGAGUCAUCAUGGAGCCACUACUAGGAGACAUGCCUCUGAUUGGAGCACUUUCUGUUUUCUUCCUCAAAAAACCUACAUUGGACAUUAACUGGACCGGUCUAACCAACAUGCUGGACAUCCCAGGACUGAAUGGACUGUGUGAUGGAGUGAUUGAAGAUAUUAUCUGCAGUUACCUGGUGCUGCCCAAUAAAAUAUCCAUCCCACUGGUGGAUGAUGCACAAAUGGCAAAACUACGCUUCCCUGUACCUAAGGGUGUUUUGCGGGUGCAUUUUAUGGAGGCACAGGACCUGCUGGCUAAGGACACAUUUCUGGGUGGUCUGAUUAAAGGGAAAUCUGAUCCAUAUGGGGUCAUUAAAGUUGGCAACCAUCUCUUCCAGAGCAAAGUCAUCAAGGACUGCCUAAACCCUAAAUGGAAUGAAGUAUAUGAGGCGUAUGUGUAUGAUCAGCCAGGCCAGCUUCUGGAAAUUGAGUUGUUUGAUGAAGACCCUGAUGAAGAUGACUUCCUGGGCAGGCUUGUCAUUGACGUUACCGAGUUGCAGAAGGAGCAAAAAGUUGACGAGUGGUUUGUGCUGGAUGAUGUGUCCUCUGGAAAACUGCACCUAAAGCUGGAGUGGCUCACUCCUCUCUCUACAUCUGAUAAACUGGAGCAGGUGUUGAGCAGUAUUAGGGCAGAUAAAGGGCAGGCUAAUGAUGGACUCGCUUCAGCACUGCUGGUCGUACACCUGGACUCAGCUAGGAACUUGCCUCGCAAUCCAUUAGAAUUCAACCAUGCAGGUCUGAAGGAGUCCUCAAUCAAUAAAGCACUAAAGUCUGCAAAAAAGGUCAGCAGUGACCCCAGUCCCUUCGUCCAGUUUAGGGUCGGACACAAGACUUACGAGAGCAAGACACGUUAUAAAACCAAUGAGCCCGUUUGGGAGGAGGCCUUUACAUUCCUAAUACAUAACCCAAGGAGUCAGGAACUAGAAGUGGAGGUAAAGGACGAGAGGCAUGAGUGCACACUCGGGACUUUGACUCUCCCUCUGACCCAGCUGCUGGAGGCUGAGAAUAUGACCCUCAGUCACAGGUUCCCUCUGAAAAGUGCAGGGCCCAGUGCUACACUCAAAAUGAAGAUGGCACUAAGGGUUCUUAGCUUGGAGAAGUUGUCUGUGUCAGACCAGCCCUCCUCAGUGCAAGUUCGCAGUCGGAGUUCCAGUAUCGUUCCAAAUGCAUCAAAUUCCAGUGUUCCCCAAAAUUCCUCAAAUUCCAGCACCACCCCAAAACCGGCAAGUUCUGUUGUCACCCCCAAGCCUCCUACCCAGCUUCCUUCUGUUCCAGAGGCUCUCAAACCUGUCCCUGAAAACAAGCCAUUGGUAGGCCCCAUCUCUAACAGUACGCCAUCGGAGGAAUCACCUGUUCGUCUUGCAGAAACUGGAAAGAGCACGUCUAAUUUGGCAAUCUCAGGCUCCCAGCUGAAUCUGAACAGCAAAGAGCCAACACCCAGCAUCGCCUCUGACAUCUCCAACCCCUUUGCCACCCAGGAGCUACAGCACAGAAUACGGGAGCUUCAGAAUGGUUCCGCUCCUAAUCAUUUUCCCCUGGGACAGAUUGAGUUGACAAUAAGACAUAGCUCCCAUCGAAACAAGCUUGUAGUAGUGGUACACCAGUGCAGGAAUCUGAUAGCAUUCACAGACAGUGGCUCUGACCCAUACGUGCGUUUGUACUUGCUCCCGGAUAAACGACGAUCUGGACGCAGAAAAACCCACACAAUGAAGAAAAAGCUCAAUCCAACCUUUGACGAAUCAUUUGAAUUCACUGUGUCACUGGUGGAGUUGCACAGGAGGACUCUGGAUGUAGCAGUCAAGAACGGAGGAGGAAUUCUCUCCAAACACAAAGGUCUUCUGGGCAAGGUUCUGGUGGAUUUGACUUCAGAGGACAUAACAAAGGGCUGGACCCAGUGGUACGAACUAAGUGAGGAUGGACUGAAGAAGCCAUCUGCUUAAUCAGAAGACACAAUCACACCCUGCCUUUAAAAAAACUACAACUCCCUGCAUGGAGUCCCUGAACGAACUACACAAAUGUCAGCCAUAUUGAAGUGUUCUGUUUUUAGUUGAUGGGCACAUUCUGUGUAUGUAAUAUAUAUGUAUUACUCUUUUAUCAGGAUAUUUUUAUUAAGAUGACCUGCAGAGCGAGAAAGGAAUGUUUUGAAUAUCUGUUUAAGUUGCUUGUGGGUCUCUUGGGUUAAUUUGUGCAAUAGAAACAAGAGAAUGGAGCAUGUGUCUAAUAUGUAUAUAUGAGAGAGUUAACGAGUGAGGUGUUGAGAUUGAGAGAAGCUGCAUUCUGUGUCUGUGAAGCUUUGAAGGAGCUCUUCAGCAUUUUUCAAUAUAAUCUCUGUCUCCUCUGUAGCAUACAGUUGACUGUCUGACAUUUUUGUGUAACUUUUCUUUUUGUUGCUUACAAAAAUUAUAAUAGACCGGUAAUAGUGGGCACGUGCUGAAGUGACAUUGGUUUCUACUGUAAGUUUGUUUCCAAUCAAAUGGUUUACUAAGUACAGGUAAACAUAUUGACGUGAUGGUGCAUGGCAAUCAGCUGUAUGAUGCAAAUGCGGCAGAUGGGGUUAGUUUGAAAUACUCUACAGCAUUCCUUAAGGUUUCUAAACAUAAAAAACAACUCCACUGUUGUCAAGUUGUUCUUUAAAAAUAAAUAAAAACAUUAAUAUAAACAUAAUAUACAUCCAGAGUAGAAGAGAAAUGUCAUCACAGCCAGGUGUAUAUGUGUGUGCAUUCAUGGGUGUGUUUUAUCUUAAACCAAAUCUGUACCUAUACUGUCUAACCUACGACAGUUUGCACUUUGUGUGCGUGUUUGUGUGUGUGUGUGUGUGUGUGUGUUUGGGAAAAGUUCACCAGUAUCAUGUUAUUCACGGUUGUGUACAUAAUUAAUUAGAUUUUAAUAUUUACCAUGUAACACAGUCCUAAUCAUAUGAAGCACAUAUAUCAGUCUUACUGUUGCAUUAUCAUGUAUCAUAUUCCAAAUGUUCACCUAACAUGUCAUCAUCUGCAAAGGCCUUCACCCUUAAAUGCUCUAAUGCUGUGUAGAUUUGACCAAACCUUAGCCUUUUCUGUCCCCUAAUCAGGCAGGUCCUCCUUUCCCUUUAAGCUCCCCUGGACGGACCACUGUCCCUCUAACUGUCUCAGUCUCAUCUCUUCUGUUCUGUUGUUGCCUUUAUUAGUAAGGGGUUUCCUUAUUGUAUUGUUAAUUAUUAUGUUGAGAUUAGGGCAGAAUGUUCUUGAAAUGCUUCUCUGUGAAAGCUUGCCUUUCAAAUGUGUGUGUGCAUGUGUAUUCCCUGUGCCUUAUGCCUGGAUGGGUGUAUCAGAUGAGCACAUGAAGGCCAUCACAUACAGCACUUGGUUUUUAAAUGAGAAUUCCACUGAUUUUUCAGAAUUUUGCCUGAUUACAUUGCUAAGAUGUAAACGAAGUCAUACAGAGUGGUUUGAUGUGAAAUGCUCCAUUCUAAAGAAACCUACAGAGUCAGAAUUUUUCAGUGGUGGUGAUAAGAACCAAACGUCCGUAGCAUUUAGUGCCUUUGAAAACUACCUCAAAGGAAGUUAUUACAUGAAUAGCUUUAAAAAAUACGCUGAAUAAUGCCACAAGCAUUGUUUUACUAAAGUUUUAAGGUAAGCUUUUGGCCUGAAACUUUUUUUUUAUCUAUUCAUGGCAGAAAGGUACAUGCAGGGUGUUUUAAGACAAAAUAAUAUCCUAAGAAAACACACUUCUAUUUCAUCGUUUCAUACAUAUUACAUAAAUAAUAUAAGUUCAGAAGACAUGUAGAUUCACCGGUCAUUGUGGAUAGUAAAUAAACUAGCCAGCCAUAGUUGUGUUUUAGACAUCAUAACCCCUGGUCCCUAAAGAAAUCUAAGUUGACUUUCUCAUUUUACAUCAAAACAAUCUAAAUGACCUUGAUUAUAUCUCAACGAUUAAAUUAUGCAGAGAUUGUGAAAAAUAGUUAUCAUGUAACAAUGCUAUAUUUUUUCACCAUAAUGCUAGCAGAAGAACUACCGUCAGUCUUAAAUGUUGUUGAAUUAUUAUAUAAGCUGCCUGGACCAUACGAAUGAUGUAAUGAAGAGAGCAUUGAACCACAUUGGCAAUGUGAGCAACCUGAGUCUUGUGCCUUCUGAUCAGUCUCAGUUGACUGUUAACUGACCUUCUGAGGCACUUUUCCCAUCUGAGACACCCACAGAUCUAUUGUUCCACACUGGCUAGUCUGAGAGUCAGUCACUGAGAUUGCUUUAUCAUUUAAGCAUCCACAGUUUUUGUGUCACAUUUGAAUGAUGACCAACUGCUAAUGGUUGGUGAUUGGUGUUCUCAAUCAAAUCACAUUGUAGACAUCCAGACCUGUAUCAGGCUUUAUGCUGCAGUGAGAACAUUCUGUGAGGGUCUCAAAGAGAAUACAGCAGCCAUGGUGCUCUGCACUAUGUGUGUGUGAGUGAUUGAGAGUCUUUUUGUCCUUCUGUCUUUUCAGUAAUAAAGAACCUAUGCCCUGCCUAACAA
Colossoma macropomum (tambaqui) is the source of this 5766-nucleotide messenger RNA. It is a transcript of the gene esyt2a, whose product is annotated as extended synaptotagmin-like protein 2a. The coding region runs from base 516 to 3221 and encodes 901 amino acids. Lineage: Eukaryota; Metazoa; Chordata; Actinopteri; Characiformes; Serrasalmidae. Gene Ontology annotation, biological process: lipid transport. The record is from RefSeq and is a predicted model, not a curated record. Gene Ontology annotation, molecular function: lipid binding. The transcript has 23 exons.